GUAGCUCCCCCCUGUGGCAGCAGUGACCCAGAAAUGAGUUUGAUUCACAGAGUCCUUCCUCCAUAACAAGUAAAAACGUCAGUCAGAGUGAGAGUCUCUCGCUCUCGCUCUCUUUUCCCCCUCGGUGUGAGCGCGUGUGUGUGCGAGUGUGAAGAGAGACACAAUCUGCUCCCAUUCUCCAAUGCUUGUCUGAACUCAUGAGGCAGCACGGAGCCCUUCGCGCAGAGAAACUCCAACCUGACUGGCAACCAUCUCGGCGGCAACAGCAGCAGGCUGCCUGCUGUUACUCAGGAAGAUCAUGAAACGAGGUCGAAUUCCCAGCAGCAGUGAAGAUUCUGAUGACAAUGGCAGCUUAUCAACCUGGUCCCAGCAUUCUAGAUCUCAGCCUCAAAGGAGUUCAUGCUCUAAGAGUAAAGACCGAAAACCAUCAGAGCUGGCACCCAGCAACCUUUCUUCUGGCCAGGAGAUCAGGGAGCUCAGCUGCUGCCACAGUCCCUGCCAGCAUCAAGUGUUUAGAACAGACCUGAUCACUGCUAUGAAGCUACCCGAUUCUUCCCAGCUGAAUCCUGAUGAGUAUUAUGUGCUGGCAGAUCCCUGGAGACAAGAAUGGGAGAAAGGUGUUCAAGUGCCAGUCAGCCCAGGAACUAUACCGGAACCAGUAGCCAGGAUUGUGUCUGAAACAAAAGCUGUUGUAUUUUCAAGACCUCGGAAAUAUAUCCUGUCUUCAGGCUCUGAGCCCCCCGAGCUUGGAUAUGUUGACAUUCGAACUUUGGCAGAGAGUGUGUGCCGCUAUGACCUUAACUACAUGGAUGUAGCAUGGCUGGAAUUGGCCAAUGAAGAAUUCAAAGAGAUGGGAAUGCCUGAACUAGAUGAAUACACCAUGGAGAGGAUCAUGGAAGAAUUUGAGCAACGGUGUUACGACAAUAUGAAUCAUGCUAUCGAGACUGAGGAAGGUCUUGGGAUCGAGUAUGAUGAGGACGUUGUCUGUGACGUUUGCCAGUCUCCAGAUGGUGAAGAUGGCAAUGAGAUGGUGUUCUGUGACAAAUGCAAUAUUUGUGUUCAUCAGGCAUGUUAUGGCAUCCUAAAAGUUCCCGAAGGCAGCUGGUUAUGCCGAACCUGUGCUCUUGGUGUCCAGCCAAAAUGUUUGUUGUGUCCCAAGAAAGGUGGAGCCAUGAAACCAACUCGAAGUGGGACCAAGUGGGUCCAUGUUAGUUGUGCCCUCUGGAUCCCAGAGGUGAGCAUUGGUAGUCCAGAAAAGAUGGAGCCCAUUACAAAGGUCUCUCAUAUUCCCAGCAGCAGAUGGGCCCUGGUAUGCAGUCUUUGUAAUGAGAAGAUUGGGGCAUCUAUACAGUGUUCAGUAAAAAACUGCCGCACAGCCUUUCAUGUCACUUGUGCAUUUGAUCGUGGUUUGGAGAUGAAGACUAUUUUGGCUGACAAUGAUGAAGUCAAAUUCAAAUCCUAUUGUCCGAAGCACAGUUCUACUAAGAAGUCGGAUGAGGAAAACCUCAAUGAAUUAACUGGCCAGGAAAAUGAGAAUGGGGCACAUGAUCAUGCUCUGGGUCACUUAGAACCAUAUGAUAGCAUAGCUCAAAAUCAGGAGGAAGCUCAUAGAGUCAGUAUUCGAAAGCAGAAACUCCAGCAGUUGGAGGAUGGGUUUUAUGCCUUUGUUAAUGCUUCAGAAGUGGCUAAGGCUCUGCAACUUCCAGAGGACUCUGUAGAAUUCCUGUAUCAGUAUUGGAAAUUGAAGAGAAAAUCAAACUUCAACAAACCUUUGAUCACCCCAAAGAAAGAUGAAGAGGACAAUCUAGCCAAACGGGAACAGGACGUUCUGUUCAGGCGACUACAGCUUUUCACUCACCUCCGGCAAGAUUUGGAGAGGGUACGGAACCUCACUUACAUGGUGACCCGACGGGAAAAAAUUAAAAGAUCUGUUUGCAAAGUCCAGGAACAGAUAUUUAAUCUUUAUACAAAUCUUGUAGAACAUGAAAGAGCUUCAGGUAUGCCUUCCUCUUUCUCCUCGAUGGAAAAUUUGGUGCUCUUCAACAGUUCGCCAGUGGACCCAGAUGCACCUAAGAUAGAAGAUUUGAAAUGGCAUUCGGCUUUCUUCCGAAAACAAAUGGGCAUGUCAUUGAGUCAUUCACUGAAAAAAACAGAGAAGAGAGAGCAAAUGAGAAAUUCUGGGCACAAUAACAAACCAUUGCUGAAGCAGCCCAGCCAAAAGGAGGAGCUUGCUUCUUCUGGUAGCUUUUUCAGUUUUGAAAAAACCUUUGCAGAAGCACAACUUGGAGCAGCACAACAGAAGAAUGGGAUUGUAACAGAAGACCACAGGAAAAGAGACAAUCAUUCUCAUUGUGACACAAUAAAGAUAGGAUUGAAGGAGAAACCCCCCAAACACAACUACAAGCCCUUGAAGUCAAAUGAAUCAUUUCAGAGGCAGUUAGAAAAUAAAAGGGCCGUGAACCACCCAAGUGGCAGAUCAGCGCCUGGAAUCCGGAGGGAUAUGGUGCCUAAAUGCAAUGGAUCCUUUUUCAGGAUAAAUUAUAACCCAACUCCAGUUAAAGUGCCUACAACACCCAGAAGCCCUGUGAAAAAUUGGGGAGGAUUCCGAAUUCCAAAGAAAGGAGAAAGGCAACAGCAGGGAGAGGGGCAGGAAGAAGCAUGCCGCCAAAACUCUAAUUUCUCUUACUCGGCCCUUGGACAAGUUUCACCUAAAGACAGGGCAAAAAACAACUUAAAAGUGGACAGCGAGAAUGAUGGGUAUGCCCCGGAUGCAGAGAUGAGUGAUUCAGAAACUGAGAUGGCUGAGAAGAAAUGCAGGCUUGGAUCAAAUAGCACUCUCCCUAGAAGGACAGAUAUUAUUAGAAGAAGUAUUCUUGCCUCUUGACUGAAGAGUGAUACAGAACACAGCACUGGAAUCAGUGAAGCCUCAGCCUGGAUAUAGAAAAGUAGCUACUCUGUUCUAUUUAUCGGUGGGACAAAGAGAGUCUUAAAUUACGACUACAAGAUCUACCAAGAAUAAAAACAUUUUCCCCAGGCUGUAGAAAGUUGUUUACGUGCACUUGAGUACGAGUAUUUCCUCCACCAUUCUCAUGACUGAGAUGUGAACAUUCUUGCAAUUGUCUCAAAGAAAUCUGAGAAAAUGAUAUUGUUUUCCAAUUGAUUAAUAUGCUGAAUGCUUAUUUUAAAAAGAAGGAUAAGUUAAUUGGAUUGUGUGGGUAGACCCUAGUUUAGGCAGAUAGCACUGAAGUUCUUCUUUCCUAGUCCCUGAAAAGCACAAGCUGUUGAUAUGUAAGAGAGUAACAAAUUAAAUUUUGGUGCACUGCUUAUCCUAAUCUACAUGGUCACUCUCCUCAGGCUGUGCUUAGAGUAAAUCCUAGUCUCAUUUUUUUUUUUUUUUUGGCUGUAAUUAGGAUUCAGGGAAUUUUGGCAGCUGAAACCUUUGUUAACUCCAAAUGUUUUUAGACACAAAAUUUAUCAAGCAGGUAAGAAGAAUGUGCAUGACAGGUAGAUACCCUAAGGCAGUGAUGGCGAACCUUUUUUUCCUCGGGUGUCAAAAGCCACACCCAUAAUGCAAUGCCUCCCACGUACGCUCUGCCCCCCCCCCAUGCAUGCAUGCACAAUCCUCCCCAUCCUGCCCUGCCCCCUGCACAGGUGCGCAUGACCCCACACGCACCACGUUUGGGCCUAACAGGCCUGUAAAGCCUCUGGAGGCUGGAAAUGGCUUGUUUCCGGACUUCCAGGAGGCCCAUUGUUCACCCUCCCAGAGCCUCCGCGUGAGCCCUGUACUUCCCUGGCAUCAAAAAUGGGCCUCAUGGAGACUCCUGGGAGGGGCAGAGCGGCAUGGGCAUGCUCGCACAUCUCCUGCAUGCGCGGCAGAGACCCAAAAAUCAGGUGGCUGGUGGGAGAUCCUGGCGCAUGAGUGGUGGAGCUGAUCUAGGGUGACAGCUCGCAUUCCCUCAGAAAUGGCUCCACGUGCCAUAGGUUCGCCAUCACAGCCCUAAGGGGUAAAUCCAAACUGUAACUGCAGCAUGUAUAUAGUGCUAUUCUGAAGGGACCCAGACAAAGAAUUAAGGAAAAUUAUCUACUUCUCUCAAAUUAAGGGAAGAGGGAUAUCUAUGUCUUAAAGUACUUGAUCUUGUUUUGAAAGAAAGGUAGGUUUGUAAGCUUCCUGUAUUCUGCUAGCGCCUGCCAUGUGAAAUACAAAGACAAUUCAAGUGAGAGAGACUUAAAUGUGUCUCUGUGGCAAAACAGGGUUGACUGUCUUGUUUCUCCUAUACACCACCACCCCGAUAUGCACUGCAAAUUGUAAAUCUGUAAUGGGUGAGGAUUUUUACAGUAGAAAAAUUCUUAGCAUCUCAUCAGACUUGGGAGAAGCAAUGGCAGACAAAUGAAGUUUGCCAUGAAGAUACGACUAUUUCCACAGGCAGUAGUCAUCAGCCUUUCUUUAUAUGCACUAAUAAUAUGUGUUGGGAUAUACAAAUUUCUAACACAUAAGGGUUACUUUAAAUACAAAAAGAAGGAUGUAAUAAAUAUAUAUGUAUAUUUUUUGAAUAAAAUGGUAAGGCAAUAAGAUGCGAGUAGUGCUUUACAUUCAAGCCAAUUUAACAACAAGACUUCAUGAUAUGGAUAUGAUUUGGCAAAAGAGUGUUGAUUACAUCAUUAAAAAACUGCAAUAAGUAGAAAAAGCCAUCAGCAAUAAUAAGUGAACAGAUUAUUAGCCUAUUUUGUGCACUCAGCAGAGUGCAUUUGUGAGACACAAAGGUAGUUUUAGACGAUUACAACUUUUGGGACUCAACUUGGAUAUAAACAAUACCAGAGGUAAUGAGUACAAGAAACGUAAGGAGCAGUAGGUAUUUGUUUUGGCAACUCUCCUCUCAGCCCAUCAUCAUUAGUUUUUACUUACUAUAUUUAAAACAAAUGUUGGAACCUUGCAAUUUGACUCAAGUCUUCCAGAGGUUUCAACUGAAAACUAGAGUGCUACUGUUUCAUCUUGCUAUGCAAGUCACUGAUCAUCAAUAAUACAUUGUAUUUGAGGAGGUUUGCAAAGUAGUUUUCUUACAGUCCUAAUUUUUGGAUAAAGAAAUAUUGUAUGUGAUCCCAUGAAUUCUAAAUUACUAAUCCACUGAUUCUAUAACUUGGGAACAUAUAUCAGAUCAUAUCCCCAUUUACUUCUAAAGCAGCAGUAAUAAUCCCAAGAAGACAAACCUACGAUUUGAAAAUAAGCUACAAAUCUAGUUUUCCCCUCAUUUAUCUUUUGCCUCCACUUUCAGUAUCUAGCUUGGUGCUAAUCAUAGUUUAAUAUAUGAGUAAUCAGCUUCCAUUAAAAUAAAAAAUACAGCCUUUGAAAGGCCAUUUUUUAACUUGGCCUAUCAAAUUCAAAUAUCCCUGGAUGCCAUGGUUAGAACUGAAUGGGAAACUGAAAUGGGACUUCUGCAUGAACAAUGAGGUUGUGAAAUUGAAACAUUUCAUGAUCAUCAUUUUCUGAUCUUAGGCUCAUUGUAUAUAUAAUAGCUGUAGUUCCAGUGGUGGCUAUUAGUACACUGAAGUUCCAAUGCUUUAACAUAACUUUAUAUAGGCAGGGUUCUUUUUUUUUUUUUGCAGCUUGCUUCAUUGUCAGGAAAAUUAUUCAAAUUUAAAAGAAAGGAUAUUCCCCAUCCCCCUUCCUACAGAGAGCGCUGUAUUCUUAAGAGUAGUCCAUGCAUAGCCUUUGAGUCAGGAUGGAUAGAAUUAACAAGCAGGUUAGUAAGACUUUACAGUCUAAACAUUUUUAGCUGCCAUUUUAGAAAGCUACUGGAAAGAAGUAAGAUAUAUAUAUAUGGCUUUGUUGCUUUUGAUUGAACUACCCAUAUAUUACAGGUAUAUAACAAGGUUUGCUGCUUUAAAAGCAGGCAUGUUCUUGUUAAAUAUAAGAGGGAUGUGAUUAAUUCAUUAUUCAGUACAAUAAGUGUUUCAGGUGAGGUUUUAAGUGAAAUAAUAUUGGUUAACCUGUCCAACGGAGUUUUUCAUCAAGCCAUAGGAAAAGUAAAUUUGAUGUUAAAUAAACAUCAUGUUAUGAUCAAUUUUGAAAGAGGUAUCAGAUUACAUUUGCACUACUAGGAAUGUUAGCAUUUGUGCAGAAAGAAUGCCUUAUCUGUUUUCCCCACCAUAUUUAGGUUAAUAAGCUUUCUGAUGUUUUAAUGCUGAACCAAAAAUUAAUAACAAAAGAAGAAAAAAUAGUGCGUUCCCCCUACCCGCAUCUUCCAACUACAGAAGUAGAUAAAAUCAGUAUGACCAGCUGUUUCAUACUAUAUUUAACACUCAGUACAUUAAAAUUUAUAAAUAAAACCAUAUUCUUUACUACCACUACAUUCAUUUCAUUGGUAAGAAAACUGGAGAUUUCUUGUUAGCUCCACAUUUUACUUAUGCAGAUUGCCCAAGAAAUCUCUGAUUAUACUUGGUGUACUACAUUGAAAUAUAGGGUAAUAAACAUUUUAGUAAUGUUGACUGGAAUGCUGUCUGUUUGAUUCUGGACACCCACACACAUACGUGCCAGUCUAAACUAACGAGAGAUCUCUCAUAUGUACAAAAUCUUGAUUAUUUUGCGUAAAUUGGGUAAAAAAGAUCUUACUACAUUUGUAAAACCUUGUACAGAGGAUUUUUUCACUAUGUGCCUAGCUUUGGUGUCCAUUUUGCUCCAAUUUGAAAACAGGUGCAUGAUGAUAAAACAAAUAGAAAUAAAGUAUAUGUAGAGAUGACUAUUUUAUAUUACAUGGCCCAAUCCUGUAUUUAUUUUCCUCCCUUUUUGAAGUAUUUAUAAAGACCUAGUUGAAGAUGGCUGUAUUUUUUGUUAAAAUAUUUAGUAGAAUUGUGCCUUUGUCUGUAUGUGAAUAAAUGCUGUACAUUUUGCAAUACACUUAAGCGUUCUGGUCUAAUAUCUGUGUUUAUACUCAUUUGACAAUGUUAAAUUGGUAAAUCUCAGUAAAUACUCAGGUUAACUCAAAUUAAUCAGUGAUGGAUUCAACAUCUUUGUGUUUCCUAAUAUAAGCCUUAAUGGAAUGACACUUGUGUAUUUUUGGCUUUAAACCACUACUGAGGAUUUCCCUUUUUCUAUUCUUACAUUCUCCUUUUUAUCUAUUAGCAUAUCUAAUUGCUUUGAAUAGCAUACCAUUUCUUCCAUCUGUCUCAAUUUCCCACUUCCCUUCUGCAAUACUGAAUGAUUCAUUGGUUAUGAUGACAUUCACAAAUGACUGAUGUCGUUCAUAAUAUGAUUGAUUUCUGAAAUCCCUAGCGGUCUUUAUCAAAUUCCUAAGUAAUGUGUAGAUUUUCUUAAAUUAG
This is a messenger RNA of Ahaetulla prasina, 7314 nucleotides long. RefSeq names its product jade family PHD finger 1 (gene JADE1). Bases 299 to 2884 code for a protein of 861 amino acids. Gene Ontology annotation, cellular component: histone acetyltransferase complex. NCBI's taxonomy places the organism in Eukaryota, Metazoa, Chordata, Lepidosauria, Squamata, Colubridae. The transcript has 12 exons. The record is from RefSeq and is a predicted model, not a curated record. Gene Ontology annotation, biological process: regulation of transcription by RNA polymerase II.